This is a messenger RNA of Aspergillus alliaceus, 3003 nucleotides long. RefSeq lists its product as uncharacterized. NCBI's taxonomy places the organism in Eukaryota, Fungi, Ascomycota, Eurotiomycetes, Eurotiales, Aspergillaceae. Gene Ontology annotation, biological process: cellular response to oxidative stress. The transcript has 2 exons. The coding region runs from base 628 to 2670 and encodes 680 amino acids. The record is from RefSeq and is a predicted model, not a curated record. Gene Ontology annotation, cellular component: cytoplasm.
AACUUUUGGUCGGCAUGUAAAUAGGCUAAGCUUCCCCGUUCGUUUGCUUUCCACAAUAAAUGAAUAAUGCAAUGCUUUCAUCCUUGUUUCCUUGGCAGUCAGGUGAUUUGGUCAAUUGAUGGUCAGUGCAGUUGCCUUAAAUUUCAGAUGGAACAGACGUCACUGAUCCUCUCCUCUUCAGCGAACCAUUCAAAUUAAGAACGUUCCUCUAGCAUUGACACAUCGGAUGUUAUUUCAUCGUUAUUUUGGUUCUCAAUCUACACACAAUGUGGGUCAUUGGACUUCAGACAGUAUAUAUUCCAUGAAAUUGGCUUGGUUCAAGUUAGCAGGUUUGUAAAAGCAAAGAAAAAGAAAAGAAAAGAAGAAAAAGAAAGGAAAAGAAGAAAGGGACAAGUCAUGAACAAUAUAUACCAUAGAUAUACAUCUUCAUCAAGGACCCUUUAUCGAGUGUUAAUAUUAAAAAGUGCCAGGGGAAGGGUCAGAUGACAUCAUGGGGACCGUGCAUACCUUUCAAACAUCCCGCGCUUACGCACUCUCUUCUCAAGCCGAUCUAGACUUUCCUGACCUCUAUUCCCCCUCCAUCUGCAUUCCACAACCGCAUCGGAUAUCGGUGCUAUCUCGACAACCAUGGCAGAGGAACAAGACCCCAUCGUUCAGGCCUUGCCACCGGCCACCGACUACCUCACUUAUCUCACCUUGUUGGAAUACCAAUUGACCCCCGCUCGCUUGCCAACGCUCCACAAGCUUCUGCAGGAUGAGGUUUUGACCACCAAUAUUGGCUGGGACUUGGUCCAAUUGCUGUUGCCAAUGCUUCCCCAAUCUCUGGAAUGCCUUCAGGAUAUUGCCCGUCUGGGUAAUCCCAGAGAGGUCAUCCUACGAGUAUCCGAAACCCUGAUGCAGUUACAACCCGAAGACGAGGACGAAGAGGGAGAGGACCAGGCACCAGAGUCUUCUGCCACCCAUGAAGCGGAUGCCGGUGAUGCGAAGCCGGAAAGUGCCAUAGGUAACGAUGAUGCGGAAUCGAGUGAAACGCAUUCCCUCCCACGGCACGUCCUAAAGUUCAACUCUCUCGUUGCCAUGCUGUCCGUUCUUCAUUCCCGCAUCCAGACAAAAUCACCCAGUCGCUUCCUUGCUACUUCCCUGCAAGCUGUAUUAGAAGCCUAUACACUGAUGCCCACCAAUGAGACUACUAUCGCCCUUCUAGAAUUCUUCAGAGACGUGUCUCCCUCAAAGAGGCCUGCGCCACCACCUCGUGCAGCAAGCGAGUCGAGCAUACUGCGAGUUGCCGAAGCCUCUGCUCCAGACCCAGAAGCUGAGGUUCAGUCGCCCAAUCCAAGUAACAACAACGAACCAGCACUCAUCAAGAGAUUCUUGCAAUUUGGUCUGAUCGAGCUGAUCAAGUCAUACAUCCUGAGCUUUUCAGGCCCCAUGGCUCCAGGCAUGUCUUGGACGGUUCGCCUGCAGGAGAAGCUUCAGCCGAGACAUCUGGCGGGCAGGGUGUCAGAGACGGAAGUAUUCACCAAUAGCAAGCAGCUGAGGGAGAGAGACAUGAUCAUGGGAAAGAUUACGGCACUUUCUCGGGACUUUGGGUUGGAUGACAAGCAGCUCCUCACGGUCGUCUCGCAGCCGCCUGACCAACAUCCACAGCCGUUGGACUUUGAUGAGCCUCCCAAAAAGGUGGAAGAGAUUCCGCUUGAAAGGCACGGCGCUCUACUUCUUUUGGCUGCUCGAGCCGCCAUGGCCGAACUGUUUUCAUCUGGGCAGGUUACGCCGAUCGCAGUAUUUCCUAACUUGGCACAGAUCUUUGAUAACUUUGUCGGUGGACACAACACGCCGGACGAAAUCGCUUUCGGCCAGCCUCAGGCGCUCUUGGACUCUCUGUUGACACUGACCGUCUUCUCUAUGCAAAAGUCGAUCGGAGAACCGUCAAAUGAGACCGAGUUUAGACGUUUCAUCCUGUCAUUGACCGCGUGCACGACACGACAAACUUACAACUCCAUUAGGCGGAUCCCUGGUACUAUCGUCCACAGUCACCCAUCUCACAUCGUCCGCUUCAAGACCAUCCGCCAGUUCCUAGAAGACGACCGUUACCAACUGGUGAAGGACAGUGCUAUCGGCUGGCUAAAAGACGAAAUCCUCGAGGCCAGCAAAAAUUCCUCUAGCUCCCCCGAGUCUAGUAUAUUCUGCAAUCCGCACUACUUCUCCGUCCUCUUCCCUUUACUGUUCAACUCCUCCGAAUUACUUCUCAAUGUAUCAUCCGACAUCGUCGCAUCGUGGAUUAAAUUCUCCCAAACCUUCACACCGUCCAUCCACGCUGCUCUGAGUCUCUACUACAUCCUCAUCUCCUCUUCCACACUCCGCACCCAACUUCAACUCGAAAAAACGUACAUCUACUUCCGCAAUCGCUUCCUAGAACCACUCAAGUCCCUCCUCCAUGCAUUUGAGAGAGAUCUCACCCGAAAUGGUGGUGAAGGCAAGAUCGAAUCCGCCGUCGGCGAAAACAUGUGCCAGGUAGGCAUGGCCCGAUCUGUGAGCCUCGUCUCUCAUGCCCUGGAGCAGGUUGAGGACGCCAUGGGAGAUGUCUUUGUUGUCGCAGACGAUGAGUUGCAGGAGCCAAGUACGGAUGACAUUGCCAGGGUGGACAAGAUCCGGAAGGAGACUGCCUUGUAAAUAGAUAGUCCCUCUACCUCAUGAUAUUACUAUCCUCUCAGUUCUUAUCGCUGUACAUACAUGGCUAAGCCACGGAUGACUUCAUGAGAUAGCAUGACGUGAUAUGACUUUCAUUAUUCUAGUCGUUUAUCUUCGCGCGCUCUGAGGCCCUUGUGCAGGAAAUGUCAGUAUCUUCUUACUCGACAGAACGUUGUUGACUAGUCUUUUUAACCUUGGUAGUAGAAGAUAUAUCCAACACAAACUUAAACCAAUACACGCACACAAGUGUCUAUAAGAAUUACAAAGCACCCCCCCCCACCGACAUCCUCUAGAGAAAAGGCCCCAUUUAAAACU